This is a messenger RNA of Sceloporus undulatus (fence lizard), 1586 nucleotides long. RefSeq names its product otopetrin 1 (gene OTOP1). The coding region runs from base 1 to 1557 and encodes 518 amino acids. Gene Ontology annotation, molecular function: proton channel activity. The transcript has 6 exons. Gene Ontology annotation, cellular component: membrane. Lineage: Eukaryota; Metazoa; Chordata; Lepidosauria; Squamata; Phrynosomatidae. The record is from RefSeq and is a predicted model, not a curated record. Gene Ontology annotation, biological process: proton transmembrane transport; inner ear morphogenesis.
AUGCCUCUCAGUUUCGAAAGAAAAGAAAGUGGGUCCAAUUCAGAAAUGAACACAACAACUAAAGUUACAGCUCUCUCAAUAACUUUUUCCUUUCUUUUAAAAUUUCUUUCAGGUGGGAUUACAUUGUUUGCGCUGAUUACUUUAAUCAUGGACUCUUUCAAGAUUGGGUACUUCAUUGGAUUUUCAAAUUGCUUAUCUGUCACAGAAGGUAUUUUUCCAGUUACGCAUGCAGUGCAUACGCUUCUGCAGGUGUACUUCUUAUGGUGCCAUGCAAAGGAUAUUAUCCAAUCAUUCAAAACACUAGAGAGGUUUGGAGUGAUCCAUUCAGUGUUUACAAAUUUGCUUUUGUGGACAAAUGGUGUACUAACAGAAUCAAAGCAUCAACUUAAUGAACACAAGGAAAGACUAAUUACUCUUGGAUUUGGAAACAUAUCAAUAGAACUGGAUGAUCAUGCACCACACUGUAAUUGUACCACACAAGCCCUCUGCUCCAUAUUUUCCGAAGGAAUAUAUUACCUGUACCCCUUCAACAUUGAGUAUCACAUUUUAGCAUCCACAAUGCUCUAUGUGCUAUGGAAGAAUAUUGGGCGCAAAGUGGAGCACCAUCACCAACAGAAGAUGCCAUUUAAGUUUCAAGGCAAAACAAUGGGCACUAUUUUAGGACUAGCUGUGUUUGCUACAACGAUAGCAAUUGUUGUUGUCUAUUUGAUUCAGAUUGGGCGUUCGAAAAUAAAGAGUGAAUCAGCCCUUAUGAUGUUCUAUUUGUAUGCUAUUACUGUACUGACACUCAUGUGUAUAGCUGGGAUAGUUGCUCUUCUGAUUUACAGAUGUGAAGAUAAGUCAUUGGAUGUUUCAAAAAACCCAGCUAGAAAACUUGAUGCAGACUUACUGGUUGGAACUGCCUCGGGAUCCUGGGUCCUCUCUUGGGGUUCCAUCCUUGCAAUUAUCUGUGCUGAAUCCCACCCUGCAUACACAUGGUACAAUCUGCCCUAUUCCAUACUUGUUAUAAUUGAGAAAUAUAUUCAGAACCUCUUUAUAAUUGAAUCCAUACACCGUGAACAUGAAAAGGUUAAUGACGACAUUAAAACACUUCGAAUAGUUACAGUAUCCAAUGGAAGUACUCUGUCCCCUGCACCUUCCUACAAAGAAAUAUAUAAUGGAACCAGUGGCAUUGAUAUUGACAAGUUACCACACAUGUUCAAUGGAAACAGCAGUCUACCUGAGAGCAGUGGAAUCAGUUCUUUGGAUGAAGAAAAAAGUGAAGCCAGUGUGCCAGCCACUCCCUCUACCUCCGAUUUCUCAGAUCACAGCAGAAACCUGCCUGUCAGCAACAAAAGAAGCAUCCUAAUGAACAUUGCUGCAUUUUUGUUCUUGUGUAAUCUUUCACUUUGGAUUCCACCAGCUUUUGGCUGCCGUCCUGAAUAUGACAACGGAUUGGAAGAAAUGGUUUUUGGAUUUGAACCUUGGAUCAUUGUUGUUAACCUUGCAAUGCCUUUUUCUAUUUUCUACCGGAUGCACUCGGCAGCCUCCCUUUUUGAGGUCAGUUGUAAAACAUGAACUUUCCGAAUACAGUACUGUGGAUGGGU